This is a messenger RNA of Symbiodinium sp. CCMP2592, 6594 nucleotides long. The record is from the annotation of a GenBank genome assembly. Lineage: Eukaryota; Dinophyceae; Suessiales; Symbiodiniaceae.
AUGGACUUUGGCGACGCGCUCGCCGAAGGGUCGUCUCAUCGAUCCGAGGACAGCUCCACUAGCACUCGCGAGCUUCACAGUCAGCAUAUUCACGAUCUCCAAUUGGAGGUCAACUCCCUGAGGCUUCAGGUGCAAGCACUCAGGUCCGAUCUACAGAAUCUACAGACUUUGGAGGAGUCCCUUGCGCGCGCCUGGGUGAACCAGACGGGGCAUCACCAACGCCUCUCGUGGAUCGAGAGGCUCAUCCAGGACUUGCGCAACGCCUGCAGGGCCUUUCUUGAACCGCGAGAGCAUUUGGGAGGUCCAGCCGGAUCUUCAGGUGCUGCCGCCUCGCAGGACCAGACUGCAUCGUUUUUGCAGUCUCCCGACACCUUCUUCAGCAAGUUGGCUAAAGCCGAAGAGGAUUUCCCGGCUUUGGAUGCAAGAGCAGUGCUCAUCAGGAAUUUCUCUUGGAAUGAGACGCUUAAGGAUAAUAGGGCUUCAGUGAUUCUCCUCCCUUGGGAGAGGGGGCCCUUUGCCUGGGUCUUUGGUCAUCCUAGCAAGCGUCCCCGCAUUCCGAUGCCCUACGAUCAUGAACCCGUGCGGCAAUCCGGCGCCCCGAGUGCUGUGCCUGCGCUGAAGCAAGUGCCUGACUUUGCAAAGAAACGCCUCCAAAUUGUCGCCAUGAUGAAAACCUCGGACUCCGCCAGGUGGGAGGCUCUUCGUAAGUUCAGGGUUCUCGUCAUGCUCGAGCCUGGUGUCACCGAGCUAGGAUGCAUUCUUUUGGCCGAAGCUUCCUUGCUCAAGGAAGACCAACAAAUUGCAAGAACUUUCGGUGAUGUUUUCAGUGGGAAAGCCACUUCCACCCUAGUGAAGAGGGCCUCCGCUUUGUGGUCUUUCGCCAAGUGGACCCUUGAUUCAGGGUAUGGCAAUCCUUUCACCGCCGGAGAAAGGAUCCUGUAUCUGUACUUACAGGAGCUCGAAGCGAAUGCGCGGCCUACCUCGGGAUCUUCUUUUCUCCAGGCCUGGAAUUUUGCGGCGGGAACCUUGCAAUUUAAGGAUCAGGCAGCGCUGCGAGCCGUUUCUUCUCGUGUGAAGGGCUUGGCUCUCAAGAUGUACCAAGGCAAGCGUCGCUUGCAGCAGGCAAUCCCUUUAACUGUGAAACAGGUCAAGGCCUUAGAGUACGUGGUGAUUCAUGCGCCGUACUGCCAUUGGAAAGUCAUUGCUGGGCACCUGUUGUUUUGCCUCGGUGCUAGUGCCAGGUUCGGCGAUUCGCUUUGGCUGGGAAGCCUUAAUGUGUCCUCCCACCAGGGCCUGUGCUUGGUUGAAGCCGAGAGCUCCCACUGGAAAACCGCACCCGUGGCAUCGCGCAAGUCUCAGCUGUUGCCCAUGUGUUCGCUGGGAAAAUUCUUUGCUGACAGCAACUGGGCUGACUUGUGGAUGAAGGCUAGGGAGGACUCUUCUCUGGGUUUGCAUCCGGCUCUCCCUGCAUGGUCUGAGAGCGCCAACUGUUGGCUGGACAGGCCGAUGAGCACCGGGGAAGCAUGCUGCUACCUUAAAGAAUUCCUGACCGCGGCCGGUCAGAAGAUCGAUGGCAUUGGUACUCACAGCUUGAAGUGCACGGUUUUAUCCUGGGCUGCGAAAAGCACGACCGUCCCUCUGUCCGACCGCCGCCUCCUAGGGCAUCACGUGGACCCAGCUGUGAUGUCUCCCUUGACUUAUGCCCGAGACGAACUCACUCGUCUCAUGAAGGUCGUGCACGACUUGAUAGUGCUCAUACGGAAAGGAGCGCUCAAGCCUGACGAGUCCAGGGUGUGGCGCCUGGCUCAGCUCAUCAAGAAUUCAGAUGGUUCCGAGGCCCUCCUCGAGCGCAAGGAGGCGUCAGGUUUGACUUUGGGCAGGACCAUGACGGCGGCAGAGCUUGAUGCUGCCAAGGACUGUAAGAUGCAUGUCCAUUCCAGAGGUGAGGUCGUUGAGCUACAGCUGUACCUCUACCUUUACAGGGUUGCCGUCGAUCAACUCAAGCUGGGGUGUUGUUUCCGCUGGGAUGUCGACUUGAGAAUGGGAGCCAUGAAUUCCACCUUGGACUCCGCUGCUGCAUUUCAUGCACGUGCACUUGAGAUAGGUUUGACUGCUGAGUUUCUCAAGCUGCUGGAAGACGGAGGAGUCACAACGAUGGGCACGCUAGCCUUUAUCUCACCUUUCCAGGUGGGCCACUCAGACGAGAAGCCUCUGAUCGAUGCCCUCAAGACAGUCGUGAAGCGUGAUCUCACGCAGAAGGAGCUCUUCGUGACAAGGCGGCUGUGGUACGAGGCCUCUACCACGGCAAUGGGAGAGCUCAAACAGAAGGUGGAAAGGAACGACUCAGCAGAACCAAUCCGCUUGGCUGUCGCUGAGAGGACUACGCGAAUCGAGGAACAACGCAAGCGCCUCAACGGGGUGCACUUCUCCAGUGACAGCGAGCCGAGCUAUCGCGUCACAGAUCUCGUGUUUCAGCAAGGCACCGACCAACAGCUCAUCUGGCUUCCUUGGGAGAAAUACACCAGCAGGGCACAAGAGAUCGUUUCGAGCAAAUCCGACUUAUCCAUCAGCUUUGACAAUGGUGGAAACCUGCGCUUGAACAAGAAGUUUCAGGAUGCCCAGUGUUCUUUGACUGGCGAGUUGCAGGUGCGUCAGGCGCUCCAGCGCAGAUCCUUGUGUUACGAUCUUGCGCAACUCUGCUCCUAUUCAGUCAUGGAAGCCUACCACGAAGAGAUGUUCUCUCUUCUCUCACGCCCACCAGUGCCGGGUCGCAUGUGCAUCACCAUGGGCCAAGUCAAGGAGGCUGACAAGGUUCUUUUCCUCAAAAUUGCAGAAGAAACCAGAGGUGCCCUUAGCGUGCGGCCUGACGGCUCCAAGCCGAUGGAGCUCCAGCUUCUUGCCCUUAAAGCUCACCCCCAGGUGCAGUUCUGUGUGAUCCCCGGGCGGCGCCUGAUUGCCUUUGACCUCACCGCCCUCGCGAGUGACGCUGCCAGCCGAGUGCGAGGGAUUCUGUGUGAGUUUGUCAACGCCGAAGCACACCCGGAGUUUAUGUACAGCACCAUUGCCAUUUUCGAGGAACUUCCCGUAGGCCGUCACAGAGAGGCCAGGUUCGCUGCUAUCCACUUGACGUCAUGCGAGCAUGACGUGUGUCAGUGGAGCGGCCACCGCACCGUGUUGGUUGCUUUCAGCACUCGUGGUGUAGGCGACCUGCCUGCCAAGGAACGCAGCUUCUUGUGCAGUCUCGGCUUCAGGCUGCCCGUUCCAGGUUUUACCAAUAUGCACUUGCAAUCCGACUUCGACUGGGAGCCGGACCCAGAUGCGGCCCAGUCCGCCGCAGCUGCUGCACAGCAAGUGCCAUCAAUAGUCGGCAUUUUGCCGCCCCCCCCACAGCUGCCGCUGCCUUCACCUUCGCCCCGUAAUCCGAGCGAGCCCUCAGUCUCGCCUGCACCAUGUGACGCACAAUCCUUAGAUGCCUCGACCGCCGGUGCCACACCUGCUUUCCCGCCCGCCCCUCCUGCAUCUGCUGCCAGCCGGGGUCAGCCGACUCCUCUGUUCGUCGAGGUUUUCGCUGGGUGUGCCAGGCUGUCUUCUACCUUUGCCGCCGCAGGUUUUCAGGUGCUCGCCGUCGACGGGCCCCGCAACAAGCAUUCGCCUCUGCAUCAGGUAUGGACUCUCGAUCUGACAAUUCGGCAUUGUCAGGACGCGCUUGUCAAGCGUCUCCUGUGCUCACCCGUGUUUCUGGUGCACAUUGCGCUGCCUUGCGGCACUGGCUCCCGGGCACGGGAGCGCGCUUUGCCAGCACACCUCUUGGCGGCUGGGGCGCCUCAGCCACAACCUUUGCGUUCCAGUCAACACGUGCUUGGCCUGCCGGAUCUCUGCCCCAGCGAUCAGGCCCGCGUGACUUCAGCUAAUCUUCUUUCAGAGUUCACGAUUAGGCUGCUUGCAUUGUGCCAUGAACGAGGCUGGCAUGUCUCCAUCGAGAAUCCGGUCAGGAGCUGGAUGUGGUCUGUGCUGGCCCACUUCACUCGCCAGCUCAAAUCCCCGGCCUUAGCCUCCUUCUUCAACGACCUUCACACUGUCGAUUACGCCCAAUGCAUGCUUGGGGGCGCUAGGGAUAAGGUUUCUCGACUGCUCACCUCGAUGCAAGCCUUGUGCCCACUGGCUUGUGAGUGCGAUAAAAAGCAUGCUCACUUGCCCUUUGCAGUAGCUCGUGCAGCAGGCCGCUGGACCUUCGCUACAGCUUCCGAGGCCGAGUAUCCUCCCCAGUUGUGUGAUGCUUUCUGUCGUCUUGCGAGUAAUUCUCUGCCCUCGUGUCCCACGCCCCUGCCUCGGCCCACGGUGCGGCAGUCUCGCCGCGCACCGCAGUUAAUCCCCGAAUUUAAGGAGUUCCGGGAUUCUAGGCCCACCCAGGGUGAGUUUCGCGAGCUUGUACGUGACGGGGGCAGCGACGGAAGCUGCUCAACUUUCGGCAUCUUUCACACAAAGCAGGAGUUCACCCACAAGGCCCUUAAGCUUGAUCAUCCCUUCGACGACGCAGCAGCGAUCGACGACAGCACGAGAAGAAACAUUUUCGAUCUUCUUACCAAAGGCCUUUCGUCUGUUGCUCAGAAACGCAUCAAUGCCAUAAAGAAGGUGAAUCAGAUGGCGAAGGAGCUCUCAGUGGAGGAAGCAAGGUUUCAAACUUCGUUACCACAGCAUGCUCAGGAGGUCUUGAAAGGCAAACGCAUACUGCUGUGGAGAAAGCUGUUGCAAGAAACUGGUUUCCCAGAUGUUUCGGUCAGUGAGCUCAUGGAGGGCGUCGACCUAGUCGGCAAACCGACCAAGUCGCCUCUGUUCGAGUGGAAAGAGGUCCCCGCGACUUCUUCAGUGCAAGAUCUCCUGGACUCAUCUGUUUGGCGUAAUCACGCGCUUCAGAAGUCGCCUGAUGUCGGCGACUCGGGCGAUCUUACGAGCAAGCUUUGGGAAUGCACUAUGCAGGAGGUUGAUAAGGGUUUUCUCAAAGGGCCAUUCCAGUCGGAAGAACAAGUUCGGGCAGCGCUUGGUGAAGAAGCCGUCUGCUGCACCCGAAGGUUCCUUGUCGUCCAAGGUAGUGCGGAGAAUCCGAAGUUCCGGCCCAUUGAUGAUUUUCGAGAAAGUGGCAUCAACGCAGCCUUUCAUUCCCUUGAUCGCCUGCGUUUGCACGACGUCGACUUCUUCAUUACCUUGUGCCGUUUCAUUUGCACUGCUGUAGACGAGAAAGGAGUAGUUGUGGUGUUCCUCAGAAACGGAGAACAACUUCGAGGGAAACUCAGCCCGGAUUUUGGGCGAGACUGCGCAUGGGUAGGGCGGUGUCUCGAUUUGGAAAAGGCUUAUAAGCAGGUCCCUUUGGCGUCACAGAGCCUUAGGCUGGCGGUACUCCUCGUUCGGGAGCCGCUCACGAAUGCUUUUCGCUUCUUCGUCAGUAACUCCCUGCCGUUCGGGGCAUGCGCGGCUGUAUACAGCUUUAACCGCAUUAGUCGUAGCUUACUUCAUCUUGCAACCACUCUUUGUGGUGUUAUUGGCGGCGUGUUUUAUGAUGAUUUUCCCUUAAUUGAACCGGCACUGACCGCCAGGCUAUGCUCUGUUUCAAUUGAGGCGCUGCUUGACACUCUCGGGUGGAGGUACAGCCGUGACAGCGAUAAGGACAAGCCGUUCGCAAGCCAGUUCAACUUGUUGGGGGUCCAGCUUUCUCUUGACUCUCUUCAUCUUGGCAGCAUCGCCCUGGAGAACAAACCAUCGAGAGUUGCAAAGCUUCUGCUAGUCGCACAACAGAUGUGCGCAAGUGGCGAACUCUCGCGAGCAGAGGCCAUGUCUUUGCAGGGGCAGCUCAACUUCAUGGUCGGCUUUGCGUCAGGUAGAUCACUCAAGCUUGUUUGCCGUGCACUUUCGAACCUAGUCUACUCCAACCGAGCCUGGACGCGAGACGAGAUCAGGCAACUGGGAGGUUACCUUGAGUGUUGUCUCGAGGCUCUUGUGCCAAAGUCGAUGUGCUUGAAAGGGGGCUCACGGCCCCUCGUGAUUUUCACUGACGCCGCCUAUGAGCAAGGGGUUGCUACUUGGGGUUUAGUGGUUCUUGAUCCCGACUCGGGUAGGCGCGAAGUUGCUGGGGGUCAAAUCCCUUCUUCCUUGAUUGAUCUGUGGCACCAGGACACAGAGGAUCAGAUUAUCGCUCAGGCCGAAGCGUUUGCUAUGGUGAUUGCAAGGGAUUAUGCGGCAACCUUCGCAAAGGGCCGUAGGGCCUUUUUCUUCGUUGAUAACGAGUCCGCACGAUAUUGCAUGAUCCGCGGUAGCAGCCCCGUGAGAGCGCUAUUGGCGCUGGCUCACGCGUUUUAUGCAAGCGAGUGCAGAGACCAACUUAUCACUUGGAUUGAGCGUGUGCCAUCGGCAUCUAACGUCGCAGACCUUCCCAGUCGCGGCGAGUGUGCGGCUGCAGCCAGGAUGGUAGGAGGGCGUGUCAUCAACAUUGACAGUAUUGUGAAAAUCGCUGCUCAGCGGUGCUCGGAUACCAGCGCUCUGCCUUGGAGCCUCUUGGCGUGCCACUUCAAGGGCCCUGUUCCCGCCUUUCACUUCUCGUGA